Lichtheimia ornata is the source of this 1020-nucleotide messenger RNA. RefSeq lists its product as uncharacterized. Gene Ontology annotation, cellular component: nucleus; transcription preinitiation complex. The record is from RefSeq and is a predicted model, not a curated record. Lineage: Eukaryota; Fungi; Mucoromycota; Mucoromycetes; Mucorales; Lichtheimiaceae. Gene Ontology annotation, biological process: transcription preinitiation complex assembly; transcription initiation at RNA polymerase II promoter. The transcript has 2 exons. Gene Ontology annotation, molecular function: RNA polymerase II general transcription initiation factor activity; TBP-class protein binding. The coding region runs from base 1 to 1020 and encodes 339 amino acids.
AUGGCAGCCAAUAUUCCCUUCCCACUACGAGAACCACAACAAAAAGAACAAACACCACAGCAAUUCCAACCCAAUCUCAACGUGAGACUCACAUGUCCUGAUUGUCGAGUGUCGCCCCCACACAUCGUGGAAGAGUUUGCAUCUGGCGACCUUGUUUGUGGCGACUGCGGUCUCGUAUUGGGCGAUCGGAUCAUUGACACAAGAUCAGAAUGGCGUACAUUUGCCAAUGACGAAGGCGAUGAUCCAUCUCGUGUGGGUGCUGCUGCGAAUCCAUUACUAGAUGGCAACCAGCUGGAUACAGUUAUUUCGAGGAGGGAUGGCGGCACAGGUGCAGCCAAAGAUCUCAACAAGGUGCAUGGUCGUGCAACAGCUGUCAAGGGUGAACGCAAUCUAGUCCAGGCUUACAAGGAGAUCAGUGCCAUGUGUGAUUCCAUUUCUUUAUCCAAGAUUGUCAGUGAUACGGCCAAGCAACUUUAUAAGCGUGUGGAGGAUGAGAAGCUAUUGCGUGGCAAAUCAAGUGAUGCUAUCAUUGCUGCCUGUAUCUUCAUUGCUUGUCGACAAGAAAAGGUGGGACGUACAUUCAAGGAAAUCUGUGCCUUGACACGAGUGCCCAAGAAGGACAUUGGUCGAUGCUACAAGUCUCUGCAAGCCAAGUUACAGACCAACACGACCAUUAUGAACUCUGAGGAUCUCAUGUCUCGUUUCUGCUCCAAUUUACAACUACCCAAUUAUGUGCAAAAGGCUGGUGUGGAUCUUGUGCGUCGUGCAAAGGAGCUCGGUACACUUGCUGGCAAGUCUCCCAUCUCAGUUGCUGCGGCAUGCAUCUACUUGGUCUCGUAUCUCUUCCGCACUCCAAAAUCGACUCGUGAUAUUGCUCAUGUCGCUGGUGUUUCCGAGGUUACCAUCAAAUCAGCCUACAAGUCGCUUUACGCUGAACGUGAAAACUUGAUCGACAUUGAAGCAUUACGAUCCAAACCCCAUGGUGAAGGACUCUCAUUCGAUGAUCUCGCAUUUCCUUAA